CCCUUGGGAAAAGCCCAAUGGAGAGGCCUCCCAUAGCAUGAAGCUGUAGCCAAAGUGGAGGGAGUGCAGAGAACAGCAGCAGCGAUUAUGGGGCGAGAGGGAAUUGGCCUCUGAUGGAAGAUUAAAAGAAUUAAAGCUGUGGAGGUUUGGGUUUCUGCUACCCUGGCUGCACACUCACUAUAAAAUUCCCCCAAGGGAGAGAAAGCAAGCAAACGCCUUAGAGUUAUCUACAAAAUUCACAAAAAGUCACUUCUUCGUAAAUUAUUACGUGCCAGGAAAACAUCAAGAGAAACAGAGUCUCAAGAACACAGGCAAGGGAAUCUGGGAGAAGGAAUAUUGGUCUUCAAAACAAAAAAAUGCUACAGUGCUAUAGGCAGUAAAUCUCAUUAACGGGACUUUGCAUCAAGGCAGAAACCAGUAUAGUGACAAUAAUAAUCCCAUUUAUUUACAUAGCUCCGAAUGUAGCGUUGCCACUUUCCAAUAAAACAAAGGCAGAUUCCUCAUUGGCAGAGGACGGAUCGAAGGACCCAAUCAGUUUCUUCCAUCCCUAACUUCUGUGAAUCUCAGAUAAAUACACGACUUUGGAGAGACUGGAGUGGGGGGCUCUGCGAUCUCCAUUAGACACUCAGCUCCAAGUUCGAGACAACAAGCGUUUUCUCUCCAGGCCCCAGAGGAAGGAAAUCAAUGCAUCUGCAGAGAAAGAGGAAGCCAUUGAGUUGUUUUGAAUGAAAAUGUUAUUGGGUUGUGGGUUUUUUUAGAGGAUUGAUCUAAAAAGGAAAGUGAGGAGACAAGAAAGGGAGACAUAAGACAUUGGCCUGCUGCUGUCUGACUGGCAGAUUCCAGUUAACACCUUAUCAGCAGAGCAGCAGGCAGCAGCAAAUCCUCAUCUGCUGAAGCUGCACAGGGAAAGAAAGAGGGGAGGGUGUUCUGUAACCAGGGACGACAAUAGCAACACUCCACAGUGCUAUCGAGAGGAUAGAGAGAGAGACGCACACACAGAUCCUGCACAAUAACCUUCCUUACCAGGCUGUGCAAGUAAGGGCAGGGGAGGAAAAACAAAUCAACCUGCAGUGUUUAAUUUUUUAUGAAGAGAAACCAUGACUGAAAUGUAACCACGGCUUUGGUCGCUGCAAAACAGAACCCGAACCCCAAAGCCCUCUCUCCAAGUGGAAUGUAGCAAUUCUGUUUAUUAGCGUUAUUCUUCAGUUGAAGAGCGGGGUAAAAUCCUCCAGGACUGAAAUCCUAUCUCCCGGUAAGGCUGGAGCACCACUAAAACAAAAGCAAUUCUCCCCUCUGCCCCUUACUCCACUGCUGCUGCUUUUUUGUUUUUUAAAGAAACAUUGUUCUAGGAAGGAGAGGAGAUUGGAAGAAGAACCCAAGGUGAUUUUGAUUUUUUUUUUUAAAGUCAAGGUAAGCCUUCUGAUGACCCCUCAGUGAAAGAGGGGGAGUUACAAGGCAAUAUAGUAGUUGAUGUACUGAGUGAUCUGGAGGAAGAGCUGCUGGGCAAUAAUGGGGAAAUCCAACAGCAAGUUGAAGCCUGAAGUUGUGGAAGAGCUCACCAGGAAGACCUACUUUACAGAGAAGGAGGUGCAGCAGUGGUACAAGGGCUUCAUCAAGGACUGCCCCAGCGGACAGCUGGACGCGGCUGGCUUUCAGAAGAUCUAUAAGCAGUUCUUUCCCUUUGGCGACCCAACGAAAUUUGCAACUUUCGUUUUUAAUGUCUUUGAUGAAAACAAAGAUGGGAGGAUCGAGUUUUCGGAGUUCAUCCAGGCGCUGUCGGUCACUUCUCGAGGGACCUUGGAUGAGAAAUUGCGGUGGGCAUUUAAACUGUACGACUUGGACAACGACGGGUACAUCACGAGGAACGAGAUGCUGGACAUCGUAGAUGCUAUUUAUCAGAUGGUGGGAAACACGGUAGAGCUUCCAGAAGAGGAAAACACACCUGAGAAGAGAGUGGAUCGGAUUUUCGCUAUGAUGGACAAGAAUGCUGAUGGGAAGCUAACGCUGCAGGAGUUCCAGGAAGGCUCCAAAGCCGACCCAUCCAUCGUACAGGCACUGUCCCUCUAUGACGGACUCGUAUAGUCCCGGGAUCCCAAGCUGAGUUGCCUGGGGGAAGAUUCUUUCUGUGCCAUCAGACCACCUCAGUAAAGAAGCUUGCCUGUCCCUCUCCAGCCUUCCUUCAUGUUACACGAACAAGGGAGGCGCUUGAAGUGUGAGGUCAUCCCCUGCGCCCACUCUGCACUCUGAAUUAACCGUGUCCAUUUGCCAACUUCUGCUUUCUCAACAACAACAACAACAACAAAAA
Gopherus flavomarginatus (Mexican gopher tortoise) is the source of this 2305-nucleotide messenger RNA. RefSeq names its product neuronal calcium sensor 1 (gene NCS1). Gene Ontology annotation, molecular function: calcium sensitive guanylate cyclase activator activity; calcium ion binding. NCBI's taxonomy places the organism in Eukaryota, Metazoa, Chordata, Testudines, Testudinidae. The transcript is spliced from 9 exons. The coding region runs from base 1510 to 2082 and encodes 190 amino acids. The record is from RefSeq and is a predicted model, not a curated record.